GGAGAGGAGAGAGGCAGAGGGAAACGCAGGGGUGGGGUGCGUGGAUGUACAGGAACAUGCCGACAGGAGAGCGUGCGGACGAGCGAUGACAGCCAUGCUGAGCCCAAAGAUCAGACAGACUAGGAGAGCCAGGUCAAAGAGCAUGGUGAUGAGCGAGGUGUCGCGAGGAUCGUGCCGCCCAGCCUCCCCGAGCCUCCACGAGGGGGCUCUGAAGGCGGGGUGGCUGAAGAAGCAGCGCAGCAUCAUGAAGAACUGGCAGCUGCGCUGGUUCGUGCUGCGCUCGGAUCAGCUCUACUUCUACAAAGACGAGGAAGAAACCAAACCGCAGGGCUGUAUACCACUGCAGGGAUGCCUGGUCAAUGAACUCACAGCUAAUCCAGACGAACCAGGAAGGCACCUGUUUGAGAUCGUACCAGGCGGAACAGGAGAGAAGGAUCGGGCACCCAUCAGCCAUGAAUCCUUCCUGCUCAUGGCAAACUCCCAGAGCGAUAUGGACGACUGGGUCAAGGCCAUACGGCGGGUCAUCUGGGCACCAUUUGGAGGAGGGAUAUUUGGCCAGCGUCUAGAGGACACAGUGCAGUACGAGAAGAAGUUUGGCCCCCGCCUUGCACCCCUGCUGGUUGAGCAGUGUGUGGACUUUAUCAGAGAGAGGGGUCUGGAUGAGGAAGGUCUCUUUCGAAUGCCAGGACAGGCCAACCUGGUCAGGGAGCUGCAGGAGGCCUUCGACUGUGGGGACAAGCCCCUGUUUGACAGUAACACAGACGUCCACACAGUGGCAUCCUUGCUGAAGUUGUACCUGCGAGAGCUGCCUGAACCAGUUAUCCCCUUCUCCAAAUAUGAAGACUUUCUAACCUGUGCGCAGCUUUUGGCCAAAGAUGAGGAGGAGGGAGUCCAGGAGCUUGGAAAGCAAGUUAGCACUCUACCUCUACCGAACUACAACCUCCUCAAGUACAUAUGCAAAUUCCUUGAUGAGGUCCAGUCCCACUGUAAUGAGAACAAGAUGAGUGUCCAGAACCUUGCCACAGUAUUUGGACCUAACAUCCUUAGACCGAAGAUGGAGGACCCAGUCACUAUCAUGGAAGGAACUUCUCUUGUCCAGCACCUGAUGACAGUCCUCAUCAGGGAACACAACCGUUUGUACUCAGGGAGGGAACAGGAGGGGCCAGCUCUACCCCAAACUGAGAUCCCCAUCCAAGGGCAUCAUCUCCAACACCGCAGCCUGGGAGCCUGGAUCUCUGAAGAGGACCUUCAGAGUUGCCCCGUCUCCAACCCAGACCAAGAUCUGCACAGCAGUGCCUCAUCCCUGGACGCCAAGCUGUGCGCAGCCAUCAGUCCCACUCAGACCCCUAACCCAAACCCUGGACCAAAACUUGGGUCUUCAUCGGGAAAGGGUGAGACUGUAAUCAGUCCGAGUAAACAAGCCAAGACCAUGCCUUCCUGGAAAUAUUCCUUCAAAAGCUCUUCAGCGCCUCGUUCCCAGCCGCAAGCUAAGCAAACCAGCAGCAGUGGCUCUGCAGCAGAUACAACCAGUCUGUCUUCUGGUGGUGGAGGAGGUGGAAGUGGUGGCAACUGGCUUAUGAACGGUUUGUCCUCCUUGAGGGGACACCGGCGAACAUCUUCAGGGGAACGGUCCACCCGUGACCGUGACUCCACCGGCUCGUCCCAGAGGCUGUCCACGUAUGAUAACGUGACCUCCUCCUCUAGCAUGGGGAGCGUUCCAAGUGUAUCCAGCACACCGUGGUCCACGUCCUCCUGUGAAAUAUCUGUCCCGGACUCAGCAAGCGAGCCCCCGGUGCACCAGAACUGUGGAGGUGUGGUGGAAGGUGGAGAAAGCCACAGAGAGAUUAACAAGGAAAGGGAUGGAGGGAUGACAACAGACGCGAGCUCCGAGCAGGACAGUUGCGAGGCCAUGGAGCUGUGCAGCAGCAGCGCAGCCUGCAGUGAAAAUGGAAACAUGGCCAUGGCAGCCGGGGUGCCGUCCAUUAUCAUGUCCGAAGAUGGAGAUGGGGAAAAACUAACACUGAGCAGCCUGGUAGAGGGACUGAAAGACGAGCUGAGAAAACAGAAGACUACAUAUGAGGCCAGGAUCCAAAAAUUGGAAGAGUCUAGUGCUGCUCUGUGUGCCCAGAUGGAGCGUUUGGAACAGGAGAUGGAGCAGGAGAGGAAGAAGCAGCGCAUGCUGGAGAUAAAACUCAGAAACUCUGAGCGGGCACGGGAGGAUGCGGAGAAUCGCAACCGCCUCUUGGAAAAGGAAAUGGAGGAUUUUUUUGCCACGCUGGGCGAUCUGGCCCUUGGUGCAAGGACUAGUGACCUUUGAU
Messenger RNA from Pundamilia nyererei, 2318 nucleotides. RefSeq names its product Rho GTPase activating protein 22b (gene arhgap22b). The transcript has 10 exons. Gene Ontology annotation, molecular function: GTPase activator activity. Bases 86 to 2317 code for a protein of 743 amino acids. Gene Ontology annotation, biological process: signal transduction; activation of GTPase activity. The record is from RefSeq and is a predicted model, not a curated record. NCBI's taxonomy places the organism in Eukaryota, Metazoa, Chordata, Actinopteri, Cichliformes, Cichlidae. Gene Ontology annotation, cellular component: focal adhesion.